Molecule: messenger RNA, 2180 nt
Organism: Carica papaya (papaya)
Lineage: Eukaryota; Viridiplantae; Streptophyta; Magnoliopsida; Brassicales; Caricaceae
Source: RefSeq, a predicted model, not a curated record
AGCAAUUCAUAGUUACAAGUCGCGUCUGGUUGUGACGAAGGCGACCAAGAGGAUUAUGUGUAGUCGUGCAUGCUUGUGGACAACUACUGGACACCCGACUGGACAAAGAAGAGCGUGGCGGGAGCAAUGGCUGCGUCUAAGGUUGAUGAAUUCAGGCUGGUGGUGGAGGUGACCGAUCUUGUGGCGGCCAACAGUCGGAGAUAUUUAGUUCGAAAGGGGAAGUCUAUUUAAGUGGCAAAACUGUAAAAAUGAAGCCUCCAGAGGUGAAGAAGAUGACGAUUGACUUAUGUUUGAAGAAAACAACACUCCGACAAUAUUGCGGGCUGGAAUUUGUAAACUAGUUUUUACAUAUCAAUUGAUAAAUUUUAUAUAUACUGUUUUUGUCAUUUAAUUUUUCUGUAAAAAAUUUUGUAGAGAUAAAAUCGAAAAGGGAAAUUGUGACCCCAUGGCUUCCUCUCUUUUAACUUUAUUAAAUUUACAGAUGAAGAAAAGAGAAGAGGAGAUAGUCGGCAAAUUGAGAAUUGAAUGCUGCAGUCAAAGCUUAAAACCACCCACUACCCACGAGAUUUCCGUUGCUUGCAGAAACAUACAACGCGUCUUUAAUUUUAAUUUUAAUAUAUCUGCUUUUGGUCUUAAGCUAAUCCUACAUUCCUAUCCUUGCUUUCUUUGGUCAACUCAACCAAAUAUAUUCUUCUCUUUUCUCUCUCUCCGCCAUUUUUCUUCUUCUGUAUGCUCAGUCUCGUCUUUGCCUUUUUGUGGAUUUGCUUCUCUUUAACCAGUUCUUUGUCAGGUUUAUGUUGUGAAUAAAGUGAAGCAAAAACAAUGGGAGCGGUUUGCUCUGGUGGAGCAACUAAGAAGAGCGUGAAAGCUGGAGGGAAAACUACCGGGUUUUCAGGGAAGCUUAAGUCAACAAAGAGCUUUAGUAAGCAAAAGGAGAAUUCUCGUCCUUAUUCCUACAGGGAUCAGAGUGAUUAUGGAAAUGAUCAGUUUCCAUUAUCCAUUUCUAGAGAAUUGAAGCCAACACCUAUUAAGACAAGGAUCAACAAGGUUCCCCAGAAGAGUUCAUUUAUUGGAAGAGCUGGCGUUGUGGGUCUAGAACGGGCUGUGGAAGUUUUAGACACACUUGGAAGUAGCAUGACAAAUUUGAACGCCAAGAGUGGAUUUGUCACAGGGAUAGCUUCAAGAGGAAACAAACUAUCUAUAUUGUCAUUUGAAGUAGCUAAUACAAUUGCAAAAGGGGCAAACUUAUUGCAAUCUCUUUCAAAAGAAAAUGUUCAGUUCUUGAGAAAAGAGAUAUUGCACUCAGAGGGAGUAAGACAGUUAGUUUCUGCAGAUAUGAAUGAGUUGUUGAGUAUUGCUGCAGCUGACAAAAGGAAUGAAUGGGAUCUCUUCUCACAUGAAGUAAUUAGGUUUGGAAAUUUAUGUAAAGAUCCACAAUGGCACAACCUUUGUCGAUAUUUUUCAAAGAUAGAUUCAGAGUUUUCAGACAGUCGCCAACCCAGAGCUGAUGCAGAAGCAACAAUGCAGGAGUUAGCUACCCUUGCUCAGCAUACUUCAGAAUUAUAUCAUGAAUUGCAUGCUUUGGACAGAUUUGAACAAGACUUUCAGCGAAAACGUGAGGAAGUGGAUGACUUACAUCGUCCCCGGAGAGGAGACAGUCUCAUGAUUUUACAAAGUGAGCUGAAACAACAAAGAAAGCUUGUAAGAAGCUUGAAGAAGAAGUCUCUUUGGUCUAAAAACUUGGAGGAGAUCAUGGAGAAGCUUGUUGAUAUAGUUAUCUAUAUACAUCAAGCAAUCACGGAAGCAUUUGGAAAUAACGGUUUGGCACCGGUAAGCAAACAACCCAGCAAAAGUCGGGAAAGAUUAGGUAUAGCUGGUCUUGCAUUACAUUAUGCAAAUAUAAUCAACCAGAUCGAUAACAUCGCAUCUCGUCCUACAUCUCUUCCCCCGAACAUGAGGGACACAUUAUAUCAGGGAUUGCCAAUUAAUGUUAAGUCAGCUUUACGGUCUCAGUUACAAACUCUUGAUGUCAAGGAAGAGCUUUCAGUAUCUCAAGUAAAAGCUGAAAUGGAGAAGACCCUCCGUUGGCUGGUACCUCUAGCCACAAAUACAACCAAGUACAUAUCUCACUGCUGCUUUGAUAGUUUGCCCUAGAUACUGCUUAUUGUCUUGCAUUUAUA